Hydra vulgaris (swiftwater hydra) is the source of this 739-nucleotide messenger RNA. The record is from RefSeq and is a predicted model, not a curated record. Lineage: Eukaryota; Metazoa; Cnidaria; Hydrozoa; Anthoathecata; Hydridae.
AUAAAAAUAUUUCAAAAUUAUUUAAUUUUACUUAUAUUUAAUUUAGCCUCAACCUUUGCUAGAUUUGUGCAACUCUAUUCCAAAACUGAUUUCAAAUCUUGGUUUUAUUGAUACAGACGUUCAUUUACUCUCAGUUAAUGUGAGCCAAAAAUUUAAACAGUUGUUUCAAUAUUAUUCCAAAUGUCAUAACUUGAUGAACAGCUCACAAUCAUUUCAAGAAAAUGAUGUUCAGGAACUUGAAUCAGCAAUCUGUAAUCUUAUGGAAUUUUAUAGAUCAACUUGGCCAAAUGCAUCUGUAACUCCAAAGAUGCAUUUGCUUGAAACACAUGUUCUUCAAUUUAUUCAAAAAUGGGGAUUAGGCAUUGGAGUUUAUGGAGAACAAGGCGGAGAAAGUUUGCAUGCUGAAUUUAACAAUCUUAAUCGUUUGUUUUGUCAUAUGAAAGGUUGUAGCCGCUUGAAAAGCAUGGUGAAAGAACAUUAUGUAAGAAACCAUCCAAAAGCUAAAGCAAUGAAGCCAGAAAUUAAAAAGAAAAAAUUUUUUUGAUUUUUAUGUGUGUAUAUAAUAUAUAUAUAUAUAUAUACACAUACAUAUACACACAUUCAACUUUGUUCUGAGUAUCAGAGUGUUCUGGUAAACACAUUAUAAUAUUCUUGAUUUAAAACGUGCACGCAUUGUAAGUUUAAGGUUAACUUGAACUUUAUGUAAGGCUUUCAGAGUAGAAAAUUCUUCCAUUAAAAA